AUGUCUAUACUCCGACAAACUUACUGCACCUUAUUAUUAUGUCUCCAAAGUCUGAACAUCAGCCUUAUAUACGCUUGGCCGUCUUCCACUCUUAAGCUCUUCGCAUCUACUGGCACAACUUUAAACCGACCUAUGACGGACACAGAGUUGGCCCUCUUAGGUAGUCUUUCUUCUAUAUCACCAUUGCUUAGUACACCCUUAUCUGCAUUCCUCUUGGAUAAAUUGGGAAGAAAAUACACUACUAUACUGUGUGCUAUGCCACAAGUGGUGGCAUGGGCUUUGAUUUCAGUUUUUUCACGUGUUGAAGUAAUUCUAUUCUCUGUAUUUAUUGGGGGUUUUGGUGGCUGCAUGUUCUUGGUUAUACCUAAUUAUAUCAGCGAAAUCUGUCAAGAGACAAUAAGAGGAACAUUGACUUCUGGUGCAAUUAUAUCCUAUGGUGUUGGGUUGAUGGUGUCAUACAUUUUGGGAGGGAAUUUGACGUACCAUAAUAUGAAUUAUGCUUGUUUAGCUCUGGUUGUAAUCGGUGUCCUCUUGUUGAACUUUGUUAAAGAAACUCCAACUUAUUUGAUGAAGAAAGGAUUAGAUAAUGAAGCAGCCAAAUCAAUAGCAUUCUACAGAUCUCAAAGUCCAUCUUCAAAGGAAGUGGCGGAAGAAAUGAAUGUGCUACGGCGUGCUCUAAAUCCGGUUCAUGAAUCCGUUCCAGAAGAAGAAAAACUGCAAACUGAAUCUCAAGUGAAAGAAAAGCUAUCUAUCCUUCAAUUCAUCAAGAAAUCUCAAUCAACACGUAGAGGGCUAGUAAUUAUACUCGGUUUAUACGUAAUAGCUAUAUGUCAGGGUCUUACUAUAGUUCAAGUGUAUUCUGAGCCUUUAUUUGAAGAAGCCUUACCGAGCGUGUCAGCAAACUUGACCAGUGUGCUUUUUGCUGUCACGAACACUAUCGCUGGGAUAUUUGCUGCCUACUUAUUAGAUUUCUGGGGACGUAGACCAGUCAUGAUCUACUCUUCCAUUGGCACGGGUUUGUGCUGCAUCGCUCUUGGUGCACAGAUCCAACUACAUUGGGGUCCUCACUGGUUGACAGCUGUGUUGAUAUAUACAUUUUGUAUAACUUGUACUUGUGGCGCUGGCACUGUUCCCUAUGUUAUGAUUGCUGAGCUCUUCCUUCCUGAGGUAAAAAGCGUAAUGUCCAUGAUAGCAGUGGAAUUUGGUUGGAUCUGCAACUUCUUGAUUCUUUUCAUUUUCAACCCAUUAGUUUCAGCUGUUGGUUUGGGUCCCAUAUUCUACGUAUUCGCUUUUAUAAGCGUAUUUUCUACAGUUUUUUCUAUAUUAUACCUUCCAGAAACGAAAGGACUGACCGUAGAUAUUAUACAAACAUUAUUGGUACCAAAGAAGAGGCUUCAAAGAUCU
Molecule: messenger RNA, 1404 nt
Organism: Brenthis ino (lesser marbled fritillary)
Lineage: Eukaryota; Metazoa; Arthropoda; Insecta; Lepidoptera; Nymphalidae
Source: the annotation of a GenBank genome assembly